AUGUCUCACAGCGACUUUGCGAACUCUUCGAGGACCUACGAAGGCUACCGCGAAACCGAUAGUGCAGCACAGGAGGAUGCUUAUUCGUAUAGACCGGCACGCAACCGCUUCUCAGCGGAUGCGCUGAAACGCUUUUCGAUGGACGAGUUGACUUCAUACGACCUCAAUCCGCCGCCACCAGCCGUCUCCGAGGCGAACGCAGAAUAUAUCGCCUCACGACUAUUCUCUGCCGGCCAUCUUGAUGUGAUUCUCAAAGACACUCACGAGUCCCGACGCUUUCGUUCAUUUCUAGAGAAAUACCGCCCCGGAGCCGCUGCGACAUUGGUGCGCUACCUGGAAUCUCAGAAAGCCCUCGCAGCUAUACGCUACGCAAACUCCCUGGCUAACGUGGUAUCUGCCACACGACCUCCACAAGCUCAGGGGCCAUCUCGUUCGUCGUCGGUGAAGAGCGAAGCGGCGGUCAUAGAUACACAAUUCGAAAGCUUUGCUCAGAAAGCUGUCGACGAUUUAGUGACCGAGGCAUUGCCCGCAUAUAUCACGCAUCGAAUGAUUACUGUUGUAACUGAAUGCUUGGUGAAAGAUAUCACGGAAACGUCUACGCCUUUCAUGCGAGAUUUGGUCCAAGGCUUGGCAGAAGUGUUCUGUUUGAGCGAUCCAAAUCAGCCUGACAGCCCGCUCGUUUUUGCGUCCGAAGAAUUUUAUAAUACUACCCAAUACAAUCAAGACUAUGUGAUUGGCAAAAAUUGCAGGUUCUUACAAGGCCCUGCGACCUCGAAGGCGGCUAUCAAACGCAUUUCCACUGCCCUGGACAAUGGCCAAGAGAUCAGUGAAUUAUUGCUCAACUACAGGCGAAGUGGGCAGCCUUUCCUGAACUUAGUCAUGAUGGCUCCACUCAUGGACCAGCGCGGCCACGUACGUUACUUCCUCGGUGCUCAAGUUGACAUCACUCGCCUUCUGGAAGGUGGAAAGGGACUACAGUCUCUCAAGCAACUUUUUGACCAAGAGAAAGCAGUCGCUCGCAUAGCAGGUUUUGGAGACAAAUCGUCCUUGAUGAUGCUCCGAGAGCUCGGAGGCCUCCUAAAUGAAGAAGAGGCAGACAUUGUCAGGCAACAGAGGCAACGGACCCGCCCGGGUUCUGCAAGCUCGGCUGACAGCAUGUCGACGCGCCACAUACCCAGUUCGGGCAGACGUUUCAUCGGCAUGGAAGACACCGCAGACGACAAUAUAUGGCCAGCAAGGAGAUUCGGACCAGAGGGAAGGUUGCCUGGUGUCUAUCAGAAUUAUCUCCUUGUACGACCAUACCCUUCUCUUCGGAUCAUCUUCACCUCGCCCGCCCUACGCAUUCCCGGCCUCUCCCAAUCCAAACUCAUGGACCGUAUCGGUGGCCCCCAGCAUGUUCGGGAAAGUCUCAGGGAAGCCCUCGCCCAAGGGACCAGCGUCACAGCCAAAGUAUCCUGGUUGGCGCACAGUCAUCGGUCAAAUGAGAAUGGCUCGUUCGCGGAGGAUGCUUCUAUGGCUACGCUAGGACCCCCAAGUGCUCUAGAAAGUCGACCCCGCUGGAUUCAGUGUACGCCAAUGCUUGGAUCGGAUUCUAAGCCGGGUGUCUACAUGAUUGUCAUGGUUGACAAAGAGGAGAUCACCGGUACCCUCAUUGCCCGUCAAAACACAGUUCCCCCUGCUGUCCGAAGUCGCGACCUCACCGGCGAAGCUUGGCCAUACCGCGAGUCCAGCUCCGGCUACAGCGCCGCGCGGUACCCCAGCACUAAGCUGUACGCGGACUACCUGAAACGAGAAGGCACAAUCAGCGAGGACAGCAGCUAUACCCAGCAGCGAACCCCACGCAAUAACCGAGCAUCGCUGGAGGACGACACCAGACUAGGACGGGUCAACGCCGGACUCGCAAUGGUUGAUCUGGGCGCCGACGAACGACGUGAUCGCUCGGCGGCGGGCAGACCCCCGAGUCGCAUGUCCCGCGAUGAAGAGCAGUCGGGGCCUGACUACAAGAACAAUAUAUCGAUGGGUGUCGGGCCGCCGACACCGCAUCGCAAGCAGAGUCCGUCCGCGGACAUGGACGCAUGA
Paraphaeosphaeria sporulosa is the source of this 2079-nucleotide messenger RNA. RefSeq lists its product as uncharacterized. Gene Ontology annotation, cellular component: nucleus. Bases 1 to 2079 code for a protein of 692 amino acids. Lineage: Eukaryota; Fungi; Ascomycota; Dothideomycetes; Pleosporales; Didymosphaeriaceae. The transcript has 5 exons. The record is from RefSeq and is a predicted model, not a curated record.